CCCGUGUUUUCUUUCAAUGACGGGUUGAGACGAAACCGAAGGGAGCGUGCAGGCGGAAAUUGGAUCCAUGAAUAAGAGGAUACAGCCAACUGCGUGCUGGAUGCAGCACCAACCAACAAAAACCAUCAGUCAUCAUCGCAUAACGCAUAAUAUUAUAUGCACUUGGCAAAUAAUAUAAAUUAGCAAAAACACCAAACCAGCCAAUCACCGCUGACUGACUGGAAUAUAAUAUCCAUUCCUCCAUUAAAUAAUAAUAUUAGUGGAAAGAAAAGAUAGACUCAGUGACGGACUGCUUUUACUUAUAUUAUUAUUAUUAUUGUUAUUGAACUCAAAGUGACUCAAAUUCUGAUUUAAACACUUGUGACUUGGUAAUUGGAUUGAAGGUUGUUGAUCGAAUUGUAUGCAAGAAAAUCAAAAGUUUAUUAACCAACUGCAAAGUACUAUUUCAUUUUGUGUGAGCCAAGAGGAUUUACUUCGGAAAACCAAAAACAAUUAAUUUGACCGUCAUCUCGUCACCCAGUUUCCUCUUCCACCUUCCCGAACGAUGUUUCAGUUGUACACAUCCAAGGAUUUCGUGUUUUUGAACUAAGUUUGCAAAUGUUGCCAUCCAUCUGAGAACGAUUCAUCAUUACCACCACCGCAUUACGUCACAUCCUUUCCUUGAUAAGUUGGUCUGUUCAUAAUCGUUUGGUUGCUGCGCCAGACUAUAUCAAACUAAUUAUUGAUAACGAAAUUAUCGUUUUCAAUUGUACUGGUGUGAUAAAACAACGAGUCAUCAACAUAUUUGGUGUCCUGAUUUGCAUACAUCACUUUCAUCUCAGCAACCAUGAGCUUGUGAUCUAGACAAAUUCUCCCGAGCCCCUUUGAGCAUACCAAAUAUUUAUUUUUAUUAAUACUCUUUCACGCUUUUAAAAAGUCGUACUACAAAGCAGUAAAUUACUUUGACACUUAUUAGUGUAAACGACAUACUAUACUAUAAAUCACUAAGAUGGGUCAAACUCUGUCGGAACCUGUGACUACGAAGGACUCGUCGUGCGUUCAAAAUUCAGUGUACAAAGUUGGUGCAAGUUGCAUGCAGGGAUGGCGUGUUACAAUGGAAGAUUGGCACACUCACAUUUUGGCACUACCUGAUGACCAAGAAGCCGCUUUUUUCGCAGUGUACGAUGGUCACGGAGGGCCCAAAGUUGCUCAACAUGCAGGCCAUCACUUACACAAAUACGUGAUCCAAAGGCAGGAAUAUAAACAAGGCGAUGUUGCGACGGCACUCAAACAAGGUUUUCUUGAAUUCGAUGACGCUAUGCAGAAAGAUGAGCAGAUGCGUGAUGAGUUGGCAGGAACAACGGCAAUAACUGUGCUUGUGAAAAAUAACCAAUUGUACUGUGCCAAUGUUGGAGACUCUCGGUCGGUUGCCUCCGUCAAAGGUGUUUGUGAGCCUUUGUCUUCAGAUCACAAACCCAACAAUACAGAGGAGAAUUCUAGGAUUUGUAAAGCUGGUGGAUGGGUAGAGUACAACCGAGUUAAUGGAAAUCUCGCAUUGUCUAGGGCCCUUGGAGACUUUGUUUUCAAACGAAAUGCAAGCAUGAAGCCUGAAGAACAAAUGGUGAUAGCUCUCCCUGAUGUCGAAACUCGCACAAUUAAUGAAGACUGGGAAUUCUUCGUCCUUGCGUGUGAUGGAAUUUUUGAUGUUUUGACUAAUGAAGAAGUUGUGGAAUUUGUCCGCCGAAGGAUCGGCUUAGGCCUUGAACCGGAAGCAAUUUGUGAAGAAAUGAUGACCACUUGCCUCGCACCCGAUUGUCAAAUGGGAGGGCUAGGAUGCGACAACAUGACGUGCAUUGUAGUUUGUUUGUUGAACGGAAAGACAUAUGCAGAUUACUGUGCCCAAAUUGCCAGUUCCAUGUUACCAUCCGCCUUGUCCGCCGAUAAUUCUACAUCCAUUUCUACUGUGAAUGGUGGCGACGAGUUUGAAGACGCACAAGAAGGCAAUUCCAACUCCUCGGACGAAGAGAAUGAAAAUGUCAUCAACGGUGAAGACGUAGAACCUCUCUCAAAUAAGUGAGAACUACGAAAAAGGUUAAAAGAGCUCUAUUCACAUAUUACAACAUAAUUUUUGAAGUUGUUAUAAUUUCAUCAGUCACGAAUAUUAUCAUGAUAUGUCCUAUUAUUUGUCAGAAACAUUGUCAAUUGCUUAUUUUAUUAUAAUCUGAUGAAGCAAAAUUCAAGUUUAUUUUGAUAGUACACAUGUUUAUACAUAUAUCGAUAUACACUAAUUUCAUAUCUUGCUUUGCUUUCAGUUUUAUAUAUUAUAACCUGCACCUUCAUUCCUAUUCUGAGUUUUAUAUAGUGACAAACAUUAUUAUUAAUAUUUCUAAUACAAUAACCAAACAUACUCGUUCUACAUUUAUAAGUACAUGCAUAUAUAUAAAUGGCUUUCAUGAACCAAUACAAUAUAUAGCGAGAAUUAAUAACGGAGUUGUAGAAAAGUGAUGGCGAAUUUCCAUAACACGCCAAUCUUCGUUUUCUAUCUAACCUUUGGUUUCUUAUUUACAUAUGCCUACAAAUAUUCCACGUUGUUCAUUAGAUUUUAUCGUUUUUGUGUCUCAAAUGGCACACUCCAUUUAAUUUGUAUGUAUAGGCGACAUUAAUAACCCGAGCGCUGAAUGUACGUUACUUACUUACUUACUAGUAAUAAUCUUGAUACCAUAGAACAGAUAUACUUUUACGCUUCUAUGUAAACUUGAAAUAGACAUUGAUUAUUGCAAGCAAAGUUGGACUCUUUAUGUCUUUAUACGAUACAUGAUAUUUUUAGACGCCAUUAGAUGAAUUAGAUUAGUAAAUGUCCCAGCCGUUUGCGCGCAUUUCAUGUAGUUAGUUAGUUGUAUUGUACUAGGUAUAGAUUUGCCGAGUAUUGGCAAGCCGUAUGCCAGCAAUACUUCAUCACUGAUGACUUUUUAUUCAGAUAAUUAAAUUAUAUAUUUUUAUGGAAUUUGUGUGAUGGUGUGUUGUAGUCUAUGUAGCUAGAUUAGAUCUGCUUGUUAAAUCACCCACAUGUGUAGUUCCUUGUAAAAUAUUCCAUUUUAUCAAGUCCACAAUCCUAAAAUUAAAAGUAUUACUAUUUCCAUAAAGUACGUAAAGUGAGAGAUAAGACGACACUUUUAUGUUACUUAAUUAUUUCAUAGACUGCUAUAUAUUUACAUAUUUUAACUACUACUACUACUAAUACAUACAUAAACUUAUUGCGUUUCUAUGUCCUUAUACAUACUUUAACUAAAUAUUUACCGUACAGCUGCAUACUAAACACACUGUAAAAGCGAACCAAAUUUAUUUCUAGUACAAUUUCGCUACCAUAGACAAACGAAGUAAAUAAAUGUCAUACCUUUAAUUCUUA
Folsomia candida is the source of this 3385-nucleotide messenger RNA. Its product is annotated as probable protein phosphatase 2C T23F11.1. The transcript is spliced from 9 exons. The coding region runs from base 989 to 2056 and encodes 355 amino acids. Lineage: Eukaryota; Metazoa; Arthropoda; Collembola; Entomobryomorpha; Isotomidae. The record is from RefSeq and is a predicted model, not a curated record. Gene Ontology annotation, molecular function: cation binding; protein serine/threonine phosphatase activity. Gene Ontology annotation, biological process: protein dephosphorylation.